Messenger RNA from Histoplasma capsulatum G186AR, 2561 nucleotides. RefSeq lists its product as uncharacterized. NCBI's taxonomy places the organism in Eukaryota, Fungi, Ascomycota, Eurotiomycetes, Onygenales, Ajellomycetaceae. The record is from RefSeq and is a predicted model, not a curated record. The transcript has a single exon. The coding region runs from base 1 to 2109 and encodes 702 amino acids.
AUGCGGCUGAAUCUGGCUCAAUCCACACUCGACGAACUUGUCCAGAGCCUACGAAACGAUCAGAAGGCUCGUAUCCGUCUGGGAAAACACCAAUCGUUGCACUACGGGAACAAGUCCCAGACGUUUUUCUCGUCACCGGAGAACCACCGCUCAGAAAUCUACUCCUACUCCCCUUCCUCCAACGGAAAAGCAUAUUUCACGGGUGUGCUUAGCCAUAAGCUGGAGGUGGAGAAAGCUCGGGAGGCCACUGCCGCUACGGAUGAGGCAUUGGCUACUCUCGAGCAAAGACUGAGUGCUUUUGAGAAAGGGAAGGAAUCAAGGAAAACUCCGCUGAUCACGACCAUUGAUCAGAUGAGAGCUCUCGGCGCGGGGGACAACCGCAGCGCAACCGGGAAAGAAGCCGCUUCGUUGGCCCGCAUGCCAAGAAGCAAGAUAGAUGUUGAGAAAGAGCGUUUUUUUCAGCAAGCCGCCAACAGAUCCAAUCCCACUAGCCCAGCCCUUCUUGGUGCCCGCUCCCCCGCGUUCACUUCCGCAGUCACUCCGAAAUCUGCCUCUGUUCCCCAAAACAAAGAUAAACUUCGCCUCGACGCUCUCCGUGUGCCUCUAACCCAUCUGCUCGCUGUCCGGGCAGUCUCUGUCAGAUUCUUAGCGCAAAAAACCAGAUCGUCCCAGGAGGACUGUUUGGCCCUCGUGCAGAAAUAUGGUAUCGAGAAUAGGCUUGAUCGGGAGAAGUACAGUCUAAAAGACAAGGCAUACAAAGAUCUUGAUAUCUGGGGGUUUCCCUACCCUUCACAGGAUGAACGGCAAGAAGCGAUUGAGAACGCCAUAUCAGCAUUUGACCGAAUGCGGAUUUCGCGAACGGAUAAGCUUUGGCAGAUGCUGCUUCCGAAGGCCGAGAGGGGAAAGGGUAAGGUCUUGUCUCGGUUAAACCUACACACCGGACCGAUAGCCAGAUCAGCGACCCCACGACUUAACGUUCAAUCCCCUGAAGAUGUAUCGAAGGAAGGAUAUGGAACCGGUAACGAAUCAGAACGGACGAACGGUUGCUUUACCCCGAACCAGCAAAAUGCUACUAGUAAAUCUGCGCGACCAGGAGGAAAUUCAACGCAGAAGAAGGAAUCUUCGAUUAAAAAUGGCCAGACGAAACGGGCAAGCACUAAAGCAAGAAAUACCACGUUGACGGGGAGGGUAACGAAGAAGACUGAUAAGAAGAUGGAGAAGAGAUCUUCAGCAAAAUCAGAGUCGAAGUACAAAUCUGCAGAAUUUGUGCAUGAUUCAGAUGAAGAUGCGGAAAUGAUGGAUUCCCCGCCUUUGGGAUCUUCCACUGGCAAAACCAUUGAAACGGUAGAAACACAGAACCAGCCGAGAGCCGGCACAACGUCUUCGAAGAGCUUCCCAUCCAAGCCCGCUGAAGCGGAAAAGCCAGCCAAAGUGAAGUCUCAGUCCAUGAAAACGGUUUCCUCCGUUACAGCAACUUCUCGUGCCGCCAAUAACAGAUCUCCACAAAAACCGUCUCCACUUGGCUCAUCCCCCCCCACGAAUGCAACCGAUCUAGAAAACGGAAUACGAUCCUCGAAUACCACACAGUCAUCCAGCUCCUCCUCCCCUCUCAUGGUCCAACAUUCAAGAGCGAAGGCUUCCUCUACACUCUCUCGAACCCAGACUCCAAAUGCCGUUGAUGGUGGCCAAAAGCCAGCAGCGAAUACCCUGAAACGCAAAGCGGAGACUGAGCGACCGCCCUCCGGCCACAUUGAUCAUGAGCGAAACGGCAUACGAAAUCCAAAAUCCCGGCCCCAACAUCUCCAAACUGCCACGACAAACGGCCGCUCCAUGGAGCCGAAGCGGCGUCGCCUUUCCAGCCCCUCGAGUGGUAGCACGACCGGCAGUACCUCACCUCCCCGGAGCCUGGAGAUACUUCGCCAGCGAUUACGCGAAAAAGCACAGCAAUUCAAGCGGUAUUAUGCCUCCUAUCGACUUCUGCACCAGGAGCUGACCAGCCACCCGGACCCACCACUGGGCGAGAUUCAGAAACUGGAACGACAGCAUGCGCGGUUGCGGAAGAUGAAACAGGACAUCUGGGAAGAGGAUCGGCGGUUAAGAAUGGGGUAACCGGCCUGUUUUAUGUCAAAGAAAUAGACUCCGUUUAUUAUUGCUUUUACAUCUUGUGCUUUAUUGACUAUCAUGCACAUACAUUAUUAUUUAGCCAAACAUUAUCGAACCUGGGGUGCACUGGUCCCCACUCUACGAAUAUUCCAUUAUUAUGCUGGAAUGGUAUUCUUAUUCCCGUUUGUUGUUGUUGUUAUUGUUUUUGUUACUGUUACCGUUACUGUUGCUGUUAUAUUAUUGUUUGUAUUUGGCGGAUCUGGUUCGCUGCUUGCCCCUAAUGUUCACGCCAUCGUCAAACUUGGAGCCUUACCUACCUACAUGUUGGGUGAAAUACAUGACAUGAGUUUUAUUUUCUGGAGCAUCAAUUGGAUAACUAUGUGUUAGGAUUUGAUAUUUACUCGUUCACCCCUUUUUAUUUUUUCAUAUAGCCAGGAGGGCCGCUCUAUAUUUGUUGC